Messenger RNA from Closterium sp. NIES-67, 9157 nucleotides. The record is from the annotation of a GenBank genome assembly. NCBI's taxonomy places the organism in Eukaryota, Viridiplantae, Streptophyta, Zygnematophyceae, Desmidiales, Closteriaceae.
GAAUGCACAUAAUCACCUUGCUUCUCAUGGCAUAAUUAGCCCUCAUAUUCGCCUUGCCAGACCAUGGUUGCACGCACGCGCGCGCAGGCCGUGUGUCCUUCUUUCACGCCUUUCAUCAUGUAACCCUGUCCCUAAUGCCUGAGCCGUAGUCUCACUGGCUGUCAAGUCGCAGAACCCCGCAAAUCGACGACUGCAUUCCCAAAAUGGGUCGCAAUUCCGUGAGUAGCGACAAACCCACUGGCACGGUGAACCCUAACUCUAACCCUAGCAGUAGCCGGGCAAUGGGCCGGCAUAAGCACAGUUACAGUAUGGACUGUUCAACCACUUCCAAUCUCACACUUCCCCCGUCCGUCCCUAAGCCGAAGUCGCAAAACAACAGCCCAUGCGACAAUAGCGGCCACCGCGGCAGCGGCGGCGGCGGCGGCGGAGGGAGCAGGCAAUCGCCUCUCUCCGGUUCGGUCGCAGGCGUGCUGACGUCGUCGUUACGGGGCGGCGGAGGAGGAGGCGGAGGAGGCGGAAAGAAAUCAUGGAUGCCGAAUCUUAGUCCGCGGUUCCUCUGUUCCGCGGGAAUGCCGCCGGAUCUCCGCGAAAACGGCUACUUCGGCCAUUUAAAUCUCGAUGGCGACGGAUGCGACCUGGACGACGACGACGACGACAUUCGCGGUGGCGAAUUAGGUAACCGGUCGCGUAGCGAAGUCCUCAGGCGCGGGCCCGUCGCAGAAGACGCCGUCGACCUCAGCUGCAGCGGAGGCUACGCGCGCGCGAAAACCGACAUCCCACGCCACGCGCGGGCCAGAGCCUCCGCCGCCGCCGCAGCAGCAGCAGCCGCACCUGCACCCUCCCGCGCGCCUGUGCCGCGGAACCGUUCCGUAGACGCAGCUGCUAUAGGCGCGGCUCAUGGCGGGCCUCAAGGCGGGGCUCACGGUGCGGCGCACGGGGAAGCAAGAGGCGGAGCCAGCGCGAGCGCAGCAACGCUCGGCGCGCUGCAGCAGGAGGAGGCGGAGGAGAGCGAGGGCCGGUACGGUAGGGCUAGCUCCAUGCCUACUAUGCACCGGCGACGCAAGUCCCUAGGAGGCGGUCUGGUUUCCCUCGGGUCGCCAGGUGUUUCUUGCCUGCAGCCUAGGUCGUCUGAGGUGGACGAGGAGAUGAGGAUCCGCUUUACAGAAGGACCCGCUAUAAGCUCUAGGUCGAGCUCUUGUAGAAUGGGGGAUGUAGUGGAUGAUUCUCUAAGCUCGUGUGGUAGUGAUCGGUUUGGUAGUGGUCAGGUCGGUAGUGGGCGGUUUGGCAGUGAUAGGGUUGGUAGUGGUAGGUUCGGUAGUGGACGGUUAUCUAUGAAUUUUUCUGCCGGACGCGAGACUUCAAGGGAUGGGGCCUCAGAGUCUAGGGUGCGCCGAAGCUACUCAGGAGCUUCGGACAAGUACACAGACAGGCUCGGGGACAGGCCUGGAGACAGGUCUGGAGAGGCAUAUCCUGACAGGCGGGUUGAGCGGGUGUCGGAAGAAGGUCGAGCCUCAAGCAGUAUCACGUACAAAGGACGAGGUUCGCAAUCAGGACCGUUGAUGCCUCGAGAUUACGAACAAAUAGACGGUCGCGAUCCAGCAGGGAGGGAACGCACAGAGGAAGCUUCCACGCUCACGCACGGUCUCCGAUCCGGAAGCUUCACGUCCAGGGCCCACGCGGCACAAGACCGGCACGACGAGCGAGGGAACAGUGAUGGUUCUCGUCCUGCUGAUGGCUCGCAGCGUAGACUGCCAGCAGCAGAGCGGCUCAAGGCGCGGAGCUACAUCGGGCGGAGCUUCUCUGGUGGAGGGAUGGAAUCCAUGGCUGCUGCUUCAGCGUCUAUCCGCGCUGCGCUGAGGGCGUCCGUUCUCAGGAGCUCCUCAGGCGCGGGGGAACAGAAAGGGGGGAGAUUAGAUGGGGAGGGGAAAGCAGGAGGAAGCGGAGCAGGGGUGGGUGGGAAGCGGCUGGGAGGGGGAGGGGGGUCGGGGCGAUGGUCGAUUGGUAGGAGCUUCUCAGGUAGCCGUGCAGGCAGUCGUGAUGGUUCUGCUGCUGCUGCGUUGACUGCAGAUACUGGCGCUUGCAUUGGUGCGGAUGGGGGGGACUGCGUUGGUGGUGAUGGAAGGGACGCUUCAAGGGAAGCUGCACAGGAAGCUGCGCGGGAAGCUGCAAGAGAAGCUGCAGCGUUGGAAGGUGAUGGAGAGAGGUCGUCUAGGUCGUCCCUACGGCCUUCCUUGAGACCCAGUAGCAUGGAGAGAAGGGAUGGUGGCAGGAGAGGUGGGGUGGAGGAGGAGGAGGAGGACGAGGAGGAGGACGAGGAGGAGGAGGAGGAGGAGGAGGGAGAGGAGGGUGUCAACAGUGAGGAGGAGAGUGAGGAAGAGGAGGAGGAAGAGGGGGGAGAGGGGGGAGAGGAGGACGAGGGAGAAGACGAGGAGGGCGAGGAAGUGGCUGUGGGAAGGGGGCUGUGGGAGGAUAUUGAAGAGGAUGAUAAUAACGAGGAUGGAACCAGAGGGGCUGAGAUGAGCUUAAGGGGGCACGGCUGGGCAGGAAGAGGACCCGGGGAUCAGGAAAUGCAACCCAGCAGGAGCAGCAGGUUAGCGCCACAGAGCAGAGAUGAGGGAGAUGAGGAAGAAGUGGAGGAAGAGGAGGAAGAGGAAGAAGAGGAGGGCGAGGAGGACGAGGAGGACGAGGAGGAAGAGGAGCAAGAGGAGGAGAAUGAGGGCAAUGAGGGCAUUGAGGACGAUGAGGACGAAAUGCAGGGGCCCGUCCCAGGCAAAGGAGGUGUGAGAGUGGAAGGUGCUGGUUGGCUUGAAGGGGGUUUUUACGGAACGUUUGAUUCAGCACCAGAGCCAAAACCAGGUGAGGGUGAAGGAGGCGGAGGGAUGGGCAGGAGGGUGCUGAUGGGAGCCCCCUCCCUCAACCCCGAUGCAAUCUUUGAGGAGCCUCAGCAAAGGAUGCUGAUAGGAGCCCCCUCCCUCAACCCUGGUGCAACGUUUGAGGCGCCUCAAGAAAGGAUGCUGGUAGGAGCCCCCUCCCUCAACCCUGACGCAGCAUCUCAGGCGUUCUGGGUGAGCCUGAAAGACGGCAGGGGAGCGGACGUGUGGGAAGGCGGGGAGGGAGCAAUAGAAGAGGAGGAGGAGGAGGAGGAGGAGGUGGAGGAGGAGGAGGAGGAGGAGGAAGGGGAAGGGGAAGGGAAUGAGGGAGAUGGAGCGAGUGGGGUGUUUGACCUGGCUCAAGGGUUGCUGCGGGAGGAGGGGGGAGCCGGGGAAGAGGGAGAGGGGUUUGGGUUUGAUGUGGGGGAGAGGGUAACCAUUGGGGAAGGACGAGACGAGGGAGGGGGGGAGGGGAACUGGGAAGGAGGAUCAGGGGUUGCGAGUGGCGAUAGGAAGAGGCAGAAUCAAGAGGAGGGUGCGAGUCCCUGGCAAUCAGUGGCAGAUGCAGAGAGCGAGAUGAACGGUGUCUUCCGCACUGAGAUGCUUUUCAGAGGCAGCCAAAGCCUUGGAGGCCCGGUAACCCAGGUGGAGCUGAGAGAUGACUCAUGGGACGGGGCAUUGGGGCUUGAGACCAGUUAUACCUCCCAGGAGACUCCCCUCUUUCAGCAGCCGGGUAGGUUAAUGUACUCGUCUUCUGUCAGAGAGCAGCGCAGCAGCAACAGCCUCAGCAGCAGCAGCAUCAGCGUCAGCAGCCCCUUUGGUUCACGCCGCGAACGAAUGCCUAUUGCAGAGCGGGACAUCGGCUCGUUUGCUGACGUGGACAGCGACGCCAUGGCACGGCUGGCGCGCGACGCAGCGUCCCUGCUGGCUCUAGACCCGAGUACUGAGGAGGAGCAGAGCAGAGAUAGAGAGUCCAUCCCCCCAGCUUCCUCCUCCAGGCCCAGCAGCCCUUCGAACCGGUUCUUAGAUAAGAGCCGGAGUGCGCGGAUUGACCGGCCGAGUAGCCCGUUAAGGUUUGAUCGGCCGGGGAGUCCGCUGAGGGGGGUGUGGAAUGCGCUAAGGAGCCACGGGGAGGGGGAUAAGGGCGGGUGGGAGAGAAUCGAUGUGGAUGCUGUAGUGCUGGCUAGUGCUGCUGUGAGUAGUCCAGUGGUGGGUAGUGUGGCAGCUGCGGCUAGUGGUGUGGCUGCGAGAGCGGGUGAUCAGUUCUUGCUGAUGAGGGCUAGGACGGACAGUAGACGGAUGGAGGAUCGGGAUGGGGAUGGAGGGGGCAUGGGAGGGUUGUGGGGAGGUAGAGAGAUGGGGGUGGGGGCAGAAGUGACGUCUGCCUGGGAGGAGAGGCUGGCCAAGUUGGAGCAGGUGGCAAAGACCGGAGGGGGAGGAGGAGAGGUAGGAUGGGGAGCAAGAGAAGGAGGAGGAGGAGGAGGAGGCGGAGGAGGAGGGGAAACAGUGGAAGCAGAGAGUGCAGGGGACCUUCCAGUGAGGGCAAGUACAACCGGUAGCAGCUUGCUGGGGGGAGGAGCAGCAGGAGGAGCAGCAGGAGGAGCAGCAGCAGGGGCAGCAGCAGCAGGGGCAGCAGCAGCCGGGGCAGCAGAGGAGAGAGAAGCAGCGCUGGAGAACGCAUGGAUGAUGGCGGAGGGGGGGGACGAGGAGGACACACCAGACUACGACGACUUUCACCGCACUCGAACCUUCACCUCAGCCAUUAUUGCUGGGCUCACCAAGCGAGUCACUGGGCCCAUGGCAGGCUUGGCCAAACGGGAGGAUACAGGCAGUAGUAGCAAGACGGUAGUGCCGAGAACUGCUAGUGAUACGCACAAGGAUGGGGGGAAGGAGGGUCCGGGAAAGGGCGAGGGGAAGCAGGGGAAGUGGUGGGCUUUCAAGGAGAAGGGGGAGGAGAGUGGCAGGGGUGCAGGGGGCGCAGGAUGGGGCAUUUUGACUUCUAAGCAAAAAGCAGGAGAGCCGGGUGGAGUGGCAAAGGUUCAGGCGCAUGGGUAUGGGCAGGAGCAGGAGCAGCAGGGAGCGAUGAAUGCUGCUAAUUUGGGAGUGGCGAAUGCUUCUGCUCAUGUAGCAUCGCACCAUGCACGGCAGAAGUCUCAGGUCUCGUUCGGAUCUGGCGGAGACUCUGCUCUGCUUUCCGGCUUGCCUUCGUUUCUGCGCUCAGUCACCUUCACCUCGGCUGAAGCCCAGGCUCAUAAGCAGCAGCAGCAGCAGCAGCAGCAGCAGCUCUCAACGCACGAGCAUGAGGGAGAGGCACUCAUAGGAUUGAAGGGACAACAGGAACACAUACAGCAAGGGCUACUGGAUCAGCAGGCAGGACCCGACGACCAGCACGUUGACCCCUCACAUCAACACAACCAGCAGCAGCAGCAGCAGCAGCAGAGAGCAGGGUCUGCUGUCAGGUGCAAUUCCCUGGAAGGGGACUUGAGCAGGCACAGCGACGAGUUUCAGAGCAGUGAUCUGCGCAGCAGGAGCAGUGGCAGCGCAGUGGAGCGCCUGAGAGGGGAGGAGGGCGUCUCCAAUCACAGCAGGAGCCUGUCCAGGAUGCGCCCUGGCAGCAGUGGGUCCUUUUCCGGCCACAUGGGCGCUGGUGCUGCUCCUGCUACUACUCCCACUGCCGCUGGUGCUGCUGAUUCCCCUGAUGCCGCUACCAGCCCUGCUGCUGUCACUCCCCGCGUUGCCUACUUCUCCUUUGACAAGUACCGGGAGUCUGUAGCUGGGGGAGGUGCACCCGGGGGAGGUUCUACUGAGGAGCACGACGGGGAGGGACAUCAUCUGCUGUCUCACUCGUUUGGUGGGAGGAGUAGAGGCAGGAGCAGCCUGAGCAGAUAUGGCAGCAGUGGCAGUGGGAGUGGGAGUCUCACUCCCCCCCCUGGAGCAUUGGGAAAAAGUGGCAGCGGCAGCCUAACCCCUCCCCCUCGUUCACUGGGUAAGAGUGGGAGUGGGAGCCUGACUCCCCCUGGCAAUGUGUUUACUGGCAGUGGGAGUCUCACCCCUCCAGGUAACAUGUUUGGUAGGGGCAGCAGGGGGGACCUCACCCCACCAGCAGGGAACGCGUUUAGUAGGAGGCAUGCAGGGGAUUUGACUCCCCCUGGGAGAAGCAAUUACAGCUACAGCCAUAACCACAACCACGGGUAUAAUAACGGCUACAGCCACAAACACAGCAACAGCCACAGCAGCCACAGUUACAGCCACAGCCACGCCAACAACCAAAGCCAUUUUCGCACCCAGAGCCACAGUCACAACCACAACCACAACCAGGACCAGGAACAGGAGCCUCACUGUCAAGAGAUUCAAGACUAUAGCCCGGGCUCCAGCCAAUCCCACUUGCAGCGUGGGUUUCCGCACGUGCGCAGAGGUGUGGAGAGAGUAGCUUCUGACUGUGCAGCAGACAUUGGAGCAAGAGAAAGAGCAGCAAGAGAGAGAGGAGGAGGGGGGUGGGAGGAGGCGCAAGGAGGGGAGGAUAUUCGGGGGCGAACAGGGUCGGGGCGUUUGAGCAGAGAGGGGGGGGGUCUGAGUGCGAGUCUGGGAAGGCGGGCAGGGGAAGGGCGAGGGGGCUCGUUUGGGGAGUGGAGUGAGGCAGGGAGUGGGAGGGAGGCGAGUGGGAGGGACGCGAGUGGGAGGAGCAGCAAGCAGGGGGACAAUGUUCAGGCGCAUACAUUGACGCAUACUCGUGUUUCUCGGGUGGGGAAGGGCGGUCAGGGAGACAAGGGGGCGGUUAGAGGGGUGGAGGAGGAUGAAGAGGAGGAAGGGGAGGGUUAUGGCUCAGGCAGAGUGGAUGCAGGGCGAGGUGUGGAAGCAGGAGCGAGUGGGGCACGACCCAAGUAUGACAGGAAGCUCAGGAGUCGCACCUUUGGUGACCCAGAAGAGCUUUCAGACCUCUACCCUCCCCCCAGCGCCUUCGAGCGAUCGCACUCCACACCCGAGCGCCGGCGGCCCCCCGACCGCCCCUCAACCUCCUCUGCUGCUGCAGGGUCUACUGCCGGGUCCGGUCGGCCUCCCACUCAUCAUGCUCCGUCCGGCUCUUUGUCGCACCAUUCGUCACUGAACAGUCACCUGAGCAAGCAGCGGCACAGGACAGGUGAUUCUGGUGGGCACGUUGGGGCGAGCAGACUGUCAGGGAAACAGCAGAAGAAGCAAGGCCAGCACGAGCAGCAGUAUGAGCUCCAUUAUCAGCAGCAGCAGCAGCAGCAGCAACAGUGGGAGAGGAAACAGCAGAAGGGGACGCAUAAGGAGGCACAGCUGCAUGUGGCGUGGAGAGAUGAGGAGGAGGAGGAUGGUGGGGAAGAAUGGGGCAGGCAGCACCUGCACCCUGUGAAAGGGGGCAGGGAGAGGCGUCAGACUGGAGGGAGGCCAGAGGAGGAGGAGGAGAUGGUUGGAUACAGGGAGGAUGACUGUGAAGGAAACGCAGAGGAGGAGAUAGAGGAGGAGGACGAGGAGAUUGUUCGAUAUAGGGAUGGUGGUGUUAAUGAGAAGGAAGAGGAGGUGGACGAGGAGGAGAGGGGGGAAGAUGGGGGGGGUGGGGAAAAGGUGGUGGAGAAUGGGCGGAGAAGGUGGUCCAGGGAGUGUGGCACAGGUCUGGGGAAGGGAGCCCGAACUAAGGCCGGUCGCAGCAGGCAUGACUGUGGAAGUGAGGGCGAGGAGGAGAAUGCGCGAGGGAGAAUUCCCAAGCAGCAAGAGCGCCCACGGGGAAUGGGGAGAGAAGACAGGGAGUGUGGGUGGGAUGGGCGCAAUGGAAGAGAUGGAGAGCGGCGCCGGCUGCAGGACAGUCAAGAGGGGAGUGAGGAGGAGGGGGGUGAGGGUAAUAAUCAGGACAGUGACAAAGGGAGCGUUCUUGAGAAUAGUGAGGAGUGGAGUGGAGAAGAAAAGGAGAGUGAAGGGGUGGAGAGUGGUGACUCGUCCGAGGGUUCUCGUAGGAGCGAGCGUGUCAGGGAGAGAGGGAGGACUGAGAGACACCAUCACUCACUGAGGGAAACCAGUCACAGAGAAGAUAAACAUCAUCACAAUGAGAAUCACAAGAGGGGAGAUCGCUCAAGUGGGUAUAGGGAAUCGGAGGAGUGGGAUUCCAGUGGUCCGGAAAAUGAGAGGGAGCGGGAUGUUGAGGGCUAUGAUCGAAGUAGCAGAGUAGAGAGCCGGGACAGCAAGUAUGGGUACGGCAGCACUGGGGAUUUUCGGCGUGGGGCGGCUGAUACAGGACGGCACAUACACAGAAGAGACGAGGAGGAAAGGGACGAGCAGUACAGAAGUAGAGGUGGUGAUAGGAAGGAGCAGUCACGGGGGAAAAGGGGUCAGGAGAGUGCACGGAAGUAUGGGGAGAGGAGCAAUGGAGAAAAUAGGGAGGUGUACAGCGGGAACGAGGUGGACAGAGUGUAUAGAAGGGAGGAGGAAGAAGAAGACUAUGACGGAGUGUGUAGACGAGAUGACGAAGAUGAGGACGAUGGAGAAGGCGAGGAGGCAUACAGGGAGGGUUCCUCCAGCAGGGUAAGCCACUCUCACCGAGAGAGAAAAGGGGGCGCAGCAAAUGGUGGUGGGCGGCACUCCCGCACCUCAAGCUGGCUGGACCAGAAGAGCCGGUCUCAGCGGCCUGGGCGGCAGCAGCAGUAGGGGGGUUUCGGGAUGGGUGGGGGGCAGUUCACUCUGCUAGAGAAAGAGCAGGCUGGCUCAUCACUGCAAGCUGGUUGGACCAGAAGGGCCGGUCCCACCAGGGGGGCGGAAGCAGCAGUAGCAGGAGCAGCUGCAGCCCGUUCCUUUCAGAGACUUGGGGAGUCCAGCAGGCUGGUUCGUCAGGCUCGUCCUUGUCCUCGUCUUUCCUUGGCCUCUCUGCCCGUCCUCUCCCUGUCUGCCCGUGACUAGGCAGGAGGAGUCUUGCAGAAGCUUCUUGAGGGGUACAGUGAAGCUUCUGUCGCUGUGCCUGUGGUGCAAGCUGCACAGCACAUGUUGAAGGCUGUGCGUGCACAUAUAGAGAAAUCAAAUGUCAAGGCUGGCGAAUUGGUGUUGAUGGUUGUGACAGACAACCCCACUGUUCCUUCUUGCCUGCAGCCUGCCAUCAGGGAGUAUUUGAAUUAACACCUGCAUUGGCAAAGCCGUAGUUGAUCAAUGAUAACCUCAACCUUGGGGGGAUGCCAACCCUGGUGGUGUGAUUCCUGGACGUACAUGUCAGUACUCCCUGGCCUGCAUUCCACAUCCCUCUGGCAAGUGUUGUCAGCUUAGCUAAACUGCUUACUGCUACC